This is a messenger RNA of Melopsittacus undulatus (budgerigar), 2635 nucleotides long. RefSeq names its product cyclin C (gene CCNC). Gene Ontology annotation, biological process: positive regulation of transcription by RNA polymerase II. Bases 107 to 958 code for a protein of 283 amino acids. The record is from RefSeq and is a predicted model, not a curated record. Lineage: Eukaryota; Metazoa; Chordata; Aves; Psittaciformes; Psittaculidae. The transcript has 12 exons. Gene Ontology annotation, molecular function: cyclin-dependent protein serine/threonine kinase regulator activity. Gene Ontology annotation, cellular component: nucleus; mediator complex.
GCGGCCGCCUCCUUCCUGCUGCCGGCGCGGGGGCGGCGGCGCUGGCGCGGCGGGGCCGGGGCAUCGCGGGCCCGGGUGCUCCUCCCGCUCCUGAGCUCCGCUCCCCAUGGCCGGGAACUUCUGGCAGAGCUCGCACUAUUUACAAUGGAUUUUGGAUAAACAAGAUCUGUUGAAGGAACGCCAGAAAGACUUGAAAUUUCUGACUGAAGAAGAAUAUUGGAAGCUACAGAUAUUUUUUACUAAUGUUAUCCAGGCUUUAGGUGAACAUCUUAAAUUAAGACAACAAGUUAUUGCCACUGCUACAGUCUACUUCAAGAGAUUCUAUGCCAGAUAUUCCCUAAAAAGUAUAGAUCCAGUAUUAAUGGCUCCUACGUGUGUGUUUUUGGCAUCCAAAGUAGAGGAAUUUGGUGUUGUUUCAAAUACAAGGUUGAUUUCUGCUGCUACUUCUGUAUUGAAAACUAGGUUUUCGUACGCCUUUCCGAAGGAGUUUCCUUAUAGGAUGAACCAUAUACUAGAAUGUGAAUUCUAUCUCUUAGAAUUAAUGGACUGCUGUUUGAUAGUAUAUCAUCCUUAUAGACCUUUGCUCCAAUAUGUACAAGAUAUGGGCCAAGAAGACAUGCUGCUACCUCUCGCAUGGAGGAUAGUGAAUGACACAUAUAGAACUGAUCUUUGUCUGCUGUACCCUCCUUUCAUGAUAGCUCUAGCUUGCCUACAUGUGGCCUGUGUUGUCCAGCAGAAGGAUGCAAGGCAAUGGUUUGCUGAGCUGUCUGUUGAUAUGGAAAAGAUUUUAGAAAUAAUCAGGGUUAUUCUGAAGCUAUAUGAGCAGUGGAAGAACUUUGAUGAGAGGAAAGAGAUGGCUACUAUUCUUAGUAAAAUGCCUAAACCAAAACCACCUCCAAACAGUGAAGGAGAACAGGGUCCAAAUGGUAGCCAGAACUCUAGCUAUAGCCAAUCUUAAGACAUUCCAAAGAAUUUCUUUAUGGACCACUUUGACUCAAGACACCCUGGGAUCUUUCCUGUGUUCAUGAAAUGGACAGAAGGUUUUAGUAACAUCUUUGACGAAGAACUUGAAGAAUAAAUAGCUUGUUUGUGUCAAGCAUUUGGAAAGCUUUUUCUCUAAAACUGCAUCAUUUUCUCUAAGCUGGAGCAGAUGUACUAAGAUUUUUCAGUGUAAGGAAUCAAACAUUAAACCAAGCUGCAAAAAGGUUAACACCAUCCACUGAAAACAAGUAGGUCAUUAUUUGGAUUGUUUGCUUUGAGGAAAUUGUAACUUGCCAUGGAAGUGAACUAUUUUUAAAACGACAGUAACCUGAAGCCUAAGUGUAACUGUGUUGAUGACUUGUGUUGUCUUCAUUUUGUUUGUGGCUGAAGGAGGAUAGUGCCCUGUAUGUUAAAUUUAUUCAUUACCCUGAGUUCUGUUGAUUUUUUUAAAACAAUAAAUGUGGAUUCAUUAACAAGUAACACACCAAUCCUUCAGAAACAAAGCCAGCAAAUAAUAUUGUUACAGUUUUAAUGGAAGCUGCGGGAAAGAAAUUCAGUUCCUUUUUUUUUUUUAUUAGAAGAAAGCUGUUUUACUCAGUAGAUGUGCUUGGAGGGUGUUUUGCCAUGAAGCAUAGUAGCCCAGCUGAUCAGAGAAGUGCAAUAUGUAUAGUGAUUCUGCAGUUUUCUUAAACAUUUCAAGUGUUACAAAUUAAAAAACCCGACAUACUAUGACUUCUUUUUUUCUGCAAGUAAGCGUUCUGUGUUGUACAAUUGGAAUAGUUCACAAUCAAGUACCAGUCUGGAUAUGAUUACCAUUUUUUAUGGAUUUUGUUUUGUACAAGAGAUAAACACUGUUAGUCUGCCUUCACUGUUAGUAUGAAUUUGUGUGGUUCGUUAGAGUUUAUUUAAGAGGUUCAAGCUUUCAGUGAGCUUCAUACUGGCUAAUUUUAAUUAUGAUGUUAGGAGGAACUUUUUAGAAUAACUGAAAUGGGAUUCCUUGGUUAACUAUGUGCUGGAGAAAAUGAGAUUCCUUCAAGCAGAAGGCCGUAUCCUGUGUUCCUUACUCAGGCAGAUAUCCCACUGAAGCCAGGAAUUGGCCUAAAUCAAAUUUCUUGAUUUUUAGAUAACUUUGUUUCUAAUUAAGUUCUGUACAACUUCAUUUUGAGUAAUAAUACCAAAAAUACCAAAACUGAAUGACACAGUGCAGUCAUGUGGUUCUCCUUUUUUUUAUUUUUCCCCUGAAACAACACAUGUCAAUGGUCCGAAAUCCUGGAGGGAAAUUCUUAAAAACUCUUGCUCUGUGAUGCAUCUUGGUUCCACAGACCAUCCCCUUAUAAAAACCUCAACAGUUUUUGUGAGUAACUGUCUGUCUUUGUAAUUGGCUGGUCAUUCAGUGAAAUAUAACUGAAGUGUGGUUGUAUGUAGCUCCUUUGGCUACUAGCAUUUAUUUCUGUUCAGGUCAUUUUUGUAAAACAUUAGGCAAACAAGCCCAAACAUCUUGGUCUUUGCUACUUUUGUUGUCAUUUGAUUCAUAUCUUUUAUAGACACUUGAUUGAUGAAGUGGAAUUUGGCUAUUUGCCUCUGUUUCUUGAAGUCUAAAAUGUGCUAUUUGUAAUGUGGACUGGGGGAGUAGAAAUAAAUCAAUGCAACUUGA